Molecule: messenger RNA, 1434 nt
Organism: Colletotrichum orchidophilum
Lineage: Eukaryota; Fungi; Ascomycota; Sordariomycetes; Glomerellales; Glomerellaceae
Exons: 5
Coding region: 1-1434 (477 amino acids)
Biological process (GO): DNA repair; protein ubiquitination; mRNA splicing, via spliceosome
Cellular component (GO): Prp19 complex; U2-type catalytic step 1 spliceosome; cytoplasm
Molecular function (GO): ubiquitin protein ligase activity; protein binding
Source: RefSeq, a predicted model, not a curated record
AUGCUGUGCGCAAUUUCUGGAGAAGCUCCUCAGGAGCCCGUCGCCUCAAAGAAGUCGGGCACCGUCUUCGAAAAGCGAUUGAUCGAGAAGUACAUCGAGGAGAAUGGCACGGAACCUGUUACCGGCGAAGCUCUGACGACCGAAGACCUCCUUCCCUUGACCCAGUCCCACGUUGUCCGACCCCGACCCCCGACGCUUACUUCGAUCCCGGCCUUGCUUGCGACAUUCCAGAAUGAGUGGGAUGCGCUUGCCCUCGAGACAUUCAACCUGAAAGAGCAGCUUGCAAGGACACGGGAGGAGCUUGCCACGGCUUUAUACCAGCACGAUGCCGCGGUCAGAGUGAUUGCGCGUCUGUCAAAGGAGCGGGAUGAGGCCAGAGAGGCGCUUUCCAAGGUCAGCGUCAGCGCUGGAACUACAAAUGGGGAUGCAAUGGCCAUUGAUUCAGCCGAGGGGCUUCCCGAGGAAUGGGUUGACAAAGUCAAUGCGAAGCACCAAGAACUCUCCAAGAGCCGCAAGAAGCGCCCAGUCCCCGAGGGCUGGGCUACCUCCGAGGACGUUGCCUCGCUGGCCACCGUGGCAUCGACUUCAACACCGGUUUCGAACGCCUCUUCUCUUGCGACCGAAGGAAGCUAUGCGGCCAUCAGCGGUCGUGGGGGAGAUGCUGCGAUAUACUCUAUUGAGGCAGAUCAGGUCGAGCGCCAAAUCGUGGUCAACGAGCCGGUCGUCGACUCUGUAUGGACUGGGAGCAAGCUCAUCUUCGCUACGAGUAAGGGAUCAGUAAAGAUCUUUGAGGGCGGCAGCGAAGUUGCGUCAAUGUCUGAACACGCGGGCCCUGCAACAUCCUUGAGCAUCCAUCCUACCGGGGACCUGCUUGCAUCCGUUGGUUCGGACAAGAGUAUUGUUCUGUACGAUCUCAACUCCCUCAGGAAGAUUAGCCGUGCCUACGCCGACUCUGCCCUGACAUCCUCGGCUUUCCACCCCGACGGACAUCUCUUUGCAGCCGGUACAGCUACGGGAGAGAUCAAACUCUUUAUGACGACGACAUUGGAGGUUGCGGCUGCGUUCGACCUUGGCGCAUCUAUCGAGGCCCUGACUUUCUCAGAAAACGGAUUCUGGCUUGCAGCGACAGCUAAGGGCCAGAGCUCAGUCACCAUCUUUGAUUUGCGCAAGGAGGGAGAUGCUGCUCGGGUCAAGACACUAGAGACUGGUGGACCGGUGCAGUCACUGGCUUGGGACUAUAGCGGACAAUUUUUGGCGACCGCGGGAGCUGGUGGCAUUACUGUUCAACAAUACACCAAGAGCUCCAAGAAGUGGUCAGAGCCUCUCAGAACUUCGGUGGCUGCAUUGUCUGUCCAGUGGGGCGCUGGGGCCAAACAGUUGGUUUCUGUCAACGUGGAGGGCGUCGUUUCGGUGUUUGGAGUCAAGCAGGAAUAA